Messenger RNA from Aegilops tauschii subsp. strangulata, 1555 nucleotides. RefSeq names its product serine/threonine-protein kinase VIK. Gene Ontology annotation, molecular function: protein binding; protein serine/threonine kinase activity; ATP binding. Lineage: Eukaryota; Viridiplantae; Streptophyta; Magnoliopsida; Poales; Poaceae. Gene Ontology annotation, biological process: protein phosphorylation. The record is from RefSeq and is a predicted model, not a curated record.
UUCGGCGGGCGGGAGAUGAGCGGGGCGGAGGAGGAGGCGGCGCAUGCGGCCGGCCGCGGCGGGGGCAGCGGGGGCGGGGGCGGGGGCGGCGCGGGCGGGUCGUCGGGGAGCGGCGGCGAGGGCCACCCGCGCCGGCGGUUCGACGACAAGAGCCUGGUGGCGCGCACGUCGCUCAUCCUCUGGCACACGCACCAGAACGACGCGGCCGCCGUGCGCAAGCUGCUCGACGAGGACGGCACGCUCGUCAGCGCCCGCGACUACGACAGCCGCACGCCGCUCCACGUCGCCGCGCUCCACGGAUGGCAGGACGUCGCCGAGUGCCUCCUCGCCAAGGGCGCCGACGUCAACGCGCUCGACCGCUGGCAGAACACGCCACUUGCUGAUGCAGAGGGUGCAAAGAGGCAUGCUAUGAUCGAACUGCUCAAGAAGCAUGGCGGGUUGACAUUCGGGAAAACUGGAAGCCACUUUGAAGCAAAGUCAAUUCCACCUCCCCUAACAAACAAGGCUGACUGGGAGAUUAACCCACUUGAAUUAGAUUUCACAAAAGCAGUAAUGAUUGGAAAGGGUUCUUUUGGUGAAAUCCUGAAAGCAAAUUGGCGAGGAACACCAAUUGCUGUCAAACGCAUUCUUCCAUCAUUAUCCGACGAUAGACUGGUUAUCCAAGAUUUUAAGCAUGAAGUCAACUUGCUAAUAAAGCUGAGGCAUCCAAAUAUUGUACAGUUCCUUGGAGCAGUCACAGAAACCAAGCCUUUGAUGCUAGUUACUGAGUUCCUCCGAGGAGGUGAUCUUCAUCAAUAUCUCAAGGAGAAAGGCUCCCUCUCCCCACUUACUGCUGUUAACUUCGCAUUGGACAUCGCAAGGGGCAUGGCCUAUCUUCAUAACGAGCCUAAUGUUAUAAUUCAUCGGGACUUAAAGCCAAGAAAUAUUCUUUUAGUUAAUACUGCUGCCAACCACUUGAAAGUUGGAGAUUUCGGUCUUAGCAAGAUUAUCAAAUCUCAGCAUGCCAAUGAUGUAUACAAGAUGACCGGAGAGACCGGAAGCUAUCGGUACAUGGCUCCUGAAGUUUUCAAGCACCGGAAAUAUGACAAGAAAGUUGAUAUUUUCUCCUUUGCCAUGAUACUUUAUGAGAUGCUGGAAGGGGAUUCACCUUUUUCCAGUUAUGAACCUUAUGAGGCUGCUAAGUAUGUAUCAGAUGGGCAUCGCCCAACUUUCCGUUCAAAAGGACAUACCGCUGAGCUGAAAGAAUUGACUGAGGUAUGUUGGGCUGCGGAUGUCAAUUUGAGACCAUCUUUCCUAGAGAUACUCAAGAGGCUGGAGAAGAUCAAGGAAAGCUUGGCAUCCCACGAUCACCACUGGCAUUUAUUCUCACAAUAACAAUGCAUAUAUUUGUUACGAGCAAUUUAAACUACAGGUGUUGUUGUGAAUCUGAAUUGAUUUACUUGGGAAAUUGGUGCCGAUUGUGUACAGAUUAGAUGGGUCAAAAAAUGUCCACUGAAACGACAAAAACUCUGCUGCUUUUCUUUCUGCUAAAGCUGAUAUAUUCUUGUUUUUCCCA